AUGGAGCUCCAGAUAGCGCGUAUUACAGAAGCGGUCGGUAGUCUGUUCUCCAAGCUGUUGGAUAAAGAGUCGAGCUUCAGGUUCUAUAUAUCCGUCUCUAACAGCUCUGAGAGCAUCAUCGAGGAUUACCAGAACGAAUUCCGCUUCCUGGUGGAAUUCAAGACCGCCAUGUUGAUCUAUAAGGCUGAAUUGGAGACGUGCUACACAGCUUUCAGGAGAGCCCAGGCGCGCCGAGACCGAUCGGCGCAGUGUCAGCCGAGACCCUCUCCUGUCGACCUCGCUCGAAAGCUGGCCUGGAACCCUGGCGCGGGCUACGAGCCGAUCGUCGUUACUUGGGAGACCCUGGACAAGGAGGCACCAAAGCAAGGGCGAGGCUUCCGACCCUGGACGAAAAUCAACCUGUGGGCUAUCCAUCAGCUCGAGAAGGUAAAGCUCGAGACCGUUGUCUGA
Messenger RNA from Klebsormidium nitens, 450 nucleotides. Lineage: Eukaryota; Viridiplantae; Streptophyta; Klebsormidiophyceae; Klebsormidiales; Klebsormidiaceae. The record is from the annotation of a GenBank genome assembly.